GAGUCGGUCAGUCUUACAACCUGAGAGAGAGAGAGAGCACUGCAGUCUGCCACUCUGCACACGAGAGAAGGAUACCCAUUUUACAGCAUCUUUGCCUCCUCUUACGCACUCUUCCAAUCUGUGAUAGAGCUGCAGGUCCUCCUUUGGAUUUAUAAACAUAACUAGAAACAAUAAAUAAAUAAAAAUCAACCUGGAUUUACGUUUCAACUUAUUUCCAUGACUCUUCUGGUUUACUGAUUGCUUUGAUUUUUUUUGGUUUGUUUGAUCCACCGAUUUGAUGCGCUUUUUCGAGUCUGUGCAAGAAGACUUACCCUGCGUGUUGGGCGAUUUCUCCUGGGGCUAUUACAAAAAAGAUUUGCCGGGCAGAAGAGACGAUCUCACCUUAUCAUUGUGCAAAUACCCCUAACACAGAUUUCUGUUUCCUUUUUUUAAAAAACUCGGCAUCCCGUUUGAUCGCCGCUGAACAGCGCUCUUGUGAAUUCCAGAAGCCUGCAACUGGAGUUCCGUUUCUCCUCGCACUUCUGCGGUGUCUUAAAACUCUCAACAGAAAGGGGAACCACAGCUACAGCUAUUGCAGGAGUUAAAAUACCGAAAGUUUCGAAUUAACUUUAAACUCACCUGCAAAAGGAGUAUUCCAGGUUCAAUUAAGAGUCUGCCUUGCGUGAACUGGGAGCUGAACUGUGGCUGAAGAUGGGUAUUUGUGGCUAUUUUGUGGUAUCCUGGAAAUGCCUGGUCGUGAUAGCGCUAAGACUGCUAUUUCUUGUACCUGCAGGAGUGCCUGCCCGGAGCGGAGAAUCGUCUUUUUCCAAACCGAUGGACAACGUCACCGUUAGACAAGGGGAUAAUGCGAUCCUAAGGUGUACCCUGGACAACAGAGUGACAAGGGUGGCUUGGCUGAACCGCUCCACGAUACUGUUUGCAGGAGUGGACAAGUGGUCCACAGACCCCCGCGUGGUUCUGCUGAACAACACCUUGACCGAGUACAGCAUCAAAAUCAAAGACGUGGACGUGUAUGACGAGGGGCCUUACGUGUGCACCAUUCUGACCAACAACAAACCCAAGGCAUCAAGAGUCCACCUAAUCGUACAAGUGCCCCCGAAGAUUGUAAACAUUUCCAGUGACAUCACAGUGAAUGAAGGUAGCACCAUCACUCUCAUGUGUCUUGCAAUUGGAAGGCCGGAGCCGACAGUCAUGUGGAAACAUCUUUCAAUGAGAGGCCAGAGAUUUGUCAAUGAGGGAGAAUACCUGGAGAUCACGGAAAUUUCCAAAGACCAAUCUGGUGUAUACGAAUGCAGCUCGUCCAAUGAUGUUUCAGCUCCAGACAUCAGGACAGUACGCGUGACAGUAAACUAUCCACCUUACAUUUUUCAUGCCAGAAGCAGAGGAGCCCCUCUGGGUCAGAAAGGGGUUCUUGAGUGUGAAGCUUCAGCUGUCCCUGUGGCUGAUUUUGAAUGGUAUAAAGAAGACCGAAGUUCGGACAGGCAGAGGUUAAUAUACAGCAGCAACGAAAAGCUCUCCAACGGACUGAAUGGGGUUAAAAUUGAGAACAAGGGCAGGCAAUCCAUGCUAAUUUUCUUCAAUGUGUCUGAAGAAGACUACGGAAACUACACCUGCGUGGCAAUGAACAUGAUGGGAAUCACAAAUGCAAGCAUCAUUUUGUAUGGACCAGGAGCAGUUCAUGAUGUGAACAGCGCAGCACUUUCUCCACACAACUUGCUCAGCCUACUCUUGACUAUCAUUUUGCAGUACUUUCUCAAGUUUUGAUGCAGCAGUGACAGCAUCCAGCCUCUUCAGCAUUACAGUACGACAGACUUUUAGUUCCAAACGAGCAGUGGAAACCCACCAAAAAGAGAUGUUUUGCAAUUUUUUUAGUAUUCAGCCCCACAGUAAAAUUGGCAGUGUUUUGGUUCAGUGUUUCUUUUAUUUUUUUGAGGGGUGGUGGGAGGGGUUACUGACUUUAGGCAUAACUAUAGAAUGUGUGGCUCUCCAAUCUAAUUUUUUAAGGAAAACAGAAAAGCAAAACGAAACAAAUCUUGAGCCUCAUGUUCAUUAUUUUGUCAAAUGGUUUUGCUUAAUAUUGCAGUUUUAUUCAGAUCAGCAAUGUGUCCUGUCCUGUUUUCUCUCUGUAAAAUAAAGUAAAUAUAAUCCAAAUUUAAAUAAUAAAAAGGGUGAGUACUAGAGCAGAAACAUCUGUUUUACCCAUCUGAAACUUGUACACCAACUGUAUCAAAACACACAAAAGCCUAAUAAAAUAAGCAACAAAAACACCUUACAUAUAAUGAAAUCUGCUUCAUUUUCAUCAUUUGAAAUGUUUUCUUUGACAGUUGUAUGUAGCAAAACAUUAACAUGAUCCUGAUAUCAAUACCUAACAAUUCCAUGCAUAACUUGUGACAAUUCAUUAAAAAACUGUUCUAAAAUGAAUAGCAGUGUCAAAUACCAUUCAGAAUUAAAUGCAACAAUAUACAAAAAUAAUAAUGCACUACAUAAUGUAUCCAUCCAUAAUUUAAAAGUGUUAUCAUGGGAGAAGUUAUUUUAAACUGCUUUUGUCUAAAGUCAUUUGUCAGCUCUGCUAAGUUUACUUGCUGACAGAGGUGUUCAAGACAAAGGCUGCUCUUCUCUUAUCGAAUACAGGUUGAAGCAGAAGAUACAGUAAGUGAGAGUUACAGAGGUCACAGCAAGGUGUUACCUAGCUUGCAAGGCUGUGGUUUGCUUCUAGGCUCUUGAUCUUAUUUUCUUUUAAUCGAGGUAAUAUAUGAUCAUAAUUUGGAAGCUGGUGAAAAGAAAAUCGGAAAAAAAAAAUUAGAAAGCCGAAUAGGGAAUGAACGCAGAAUGUGGCAGAAAUGGUUGUGCUUGUGCUGGUAAUUUGUUUUAGUGUGAGCACAAAGUUUAACUGUAAUGUACAGCAGAUCACAUUAAGAAAGUGCUUUGACAUGGGCAGUACUACAUGGAUAUAAUAUGUGGUUUUAAGUGUUUUUUAUUCAUAUAAAGGCAAAAAAUAAGUAUUGGUCAGUGUUUGCCCUUCAGACCCACAAUUCCAUUCCUACAGUAACUGCAAAUUAAGUGGGUACUUAUUGUAUUCUGUUAGGGUGCUCACUCUUAAUAGUCUGAAUAAUAUUGUAAGAACGAAAAAUGGAAAUAAAUUACAAAAAAAAUGUCUGGAAUGUAAUGUAAAGUCUAAUGGUAGCUUCUUGUGUGUUAAUAUUUUGUAUAUACAGUAAAUGGAAAAUUAAGAUGAAGGUGCAGUGUCUUUGUAUUUAAUUUCAGCAGUUUCUGCCAUUAGCAUUUUAGUCCACAAGUCUCCUUUAACGAGCAGUCACUGAGCUCAGCUUGAACUGUGUCCGGGGGGGUUAUCUCAUGACACACAAAACUUCACCACCUCCCAGUUUCACAACUGACGCCAGUGCCACACAGCCAAACGCUACUGUAAUGGGGACAUCUGUUGCUCGACAGUAAGCUCUCUUUGGAAUAAUUCUAUGGUAUCUGCUGCCAUUCUGUACAUAUAAUGAGAGACUGCACCUUUAAUAUCCUUAUUUAUAUAAAAUUAAUCAAAAUCAUUCACUGGUACAGAUGAUCACCCUUACAAAGCCUUACUAGAAUAAAAAUCAACACCUUUCUGAUGAAUUUGGGUUCCUUCCAGAAAGCACUGAUAAUGGCCAUGAGCAGCACUCAAACAAACACAAAAGAAGAGACAAGGCCGUUUUAUGGAGCGUGAAGACUGGAAUUAGGCUUCAUAUCUUGGGAGUGCAUUGCCCUCCGUAAGCACUGGCAACUGUAGCAAAGACUAAUGCACAGGGCAACUGGGCCAAGGAUGCGUCUGAAAAGAUCCUACUCCAUUGAGCAGGAAAAGCUAAUGCUUCAAAAGUGUCAAGAGCUAUUGGCCCAAAGUUAGCAGUUGUCGACUCUGUUUUGGUAAGGCCUUGGGUGAUAAAAACACCAUUUAAAAAAACUUGCUUUUCUGAAAUACAAUAUACAAAACAUUUCAUUACAUGUAAUUGUCAUAAUAUACCAACAGCAUAUGCUGUACAGUAUGUCAGCAUUAGUCAAACAAUAGAUCUUCCUAUCCACUCUAGUGUAAAUCUUUGAUACAACAUGUUUUAAAGAUUGAAUUAAUUUGGAUGUUAAAGAAUUAAAGACAUGGUUACAUACAGUAAAUUCUGUAUAGGGCACGGAAGAUCCAAUAUUUGAUUACACUUGCUGUAAGAUGUCACUGACCACAGCAGCUAUAACAUCAAUCCCUAUCGAUGCUAGCAGACAAGACCUUCUCAUACUGUACUUGCACAGCCAACUUGAAUCAAGUCAUAAAAUUCUACAUUUGUGAAUUUGGCUACUGAAGCCACAUUUUUUUGCUUAGACUCUUGUGGUUGAAAGUCCCUUAAAGGAAUGCUUGACUUUACUAGCAUGCUACAGAGAAUAAUACCUCUCAAACAUUUUGCUUACUACUCAUUCCAACCUGGAAGCAAGGGGGUUGGUUAGGUUUCUGUGCAUUGCGGUGCAUGAGUACCCAUGGAAUAGUGAGGGAGAGUGUUUACAAUACAAAGCAGGACCUUUUGACUUCCUGAAUUUGCUAGAUCAACUUAUGCAGUUAGACUCACCACUCUUGGUGUGUAAUGUUAUUAUAUUGCAGAAUGGUUCUCAAAAACAUGGUAUGUAGAUUUGUUUUCAGAAACAUAAAAACUGCUACCUAAUAUAGUACUGUAAAGUAUAUGAGUUUUUAAUACAGGCACUAGCCUUACAUACCCAUUCCCCCCAAACCCAAGCAGCACUAAUACGUUGCUGUUCUGAAAAGACAUCUACAGUAGCAUGUGAGAAAAACAGAUUUAUUUUAAUAUACAACAAGUCCUAAUGGCCAGACUGCAAAGAUACAGUACGAAGUUCGCUCCUUGCUGGCCCCAGUUCACCUACAACCAGACCAGCGUUGUGAGUUAUGACUGUUUCUUUUGUUGCGGAGCAUGAUUAACUAUUAUUGGGCAUAAAGAAUAAAAACUGUAUGUGCAAAGUUGAAAUUAAUCCUUUAGGUUGCAUUGCAACUGACAGGCUCAUCUAACUGAUUUAGACAACACAUCUGUGAUGUGUAAUCUGCAUGUAAUACAGUUUGUACAUUUGCUUUUCAGAAAUAUUUUUAUAGUUAUUCCAUCAGUUCUAUUAUGUAUUUAGUAUUGAGAACUAGAUCAAGAGUUUCAGUAAUGAACAACGGAGCCAUGUUAUAAAAAUUAUACAACAUUCUUUAUCAUGCUAGCAAAGCUAAGUGUGCCUUAAUUUCAUGUGUUUAUUUAAAAUGAAGUAGUACAGAAAGACAAUGUAAUGAGCCAAUGUAUACUAGAGUAAGCCAACAACAAUGGUAAAACUUAUAAGCAUUAAGAUAGAAUACUAAGUUUUGUAUGAAAGUUAUGUAUCUUUGUCAUGUUGUGAAUUCUAAAUCUAUUAUGAAGGCUCGAUUUCUUGUUUUGGAAAAGUUCCAGUAUAUGUAUGGUUUGGUCCUCAAACCAAGAAAUAUAUUGUGGAGUUCCAUCAUCCUGUUUUGUUCACACACCAAUGUGAAUAAUGUCUCCAUAAACUUUGCUUUUGUCUCAGACCAUUCAGGUAUGAGAAAUGGUUCCAAAAAGUCAUAAUGUUAUCAAAGCUGUAAAUAACAAUGUCCACCGUUAUGUAUGGUUUCUGUAAAAAAACAGGUCUCUUGAACUGACAUUGGUUAAUUCUUUUGGGUUAUAACAGAGAAUGAAGUAAAACCCCCAUCAUCUACAGCACGUAAAUCACACAUACAGUAUUACUCUCCAUCACUCUCGCGGAAUUCUGUCUUGUCCUUUUGCCUAUAGCUCUGACAUGAUGUUGGUCACAACUCAACAAAAGCUGCUCUUAUCUAAAUGACAACUGUGUGGGUGUCCAUUUGUGCCCUGUUAAAGUACUUUGAUGAAAGGGUGUUUGUCCAGAAGACUCUAUAAAAGAUAACAUAUCAUUCUCCUUAAGAAAUGCCUUGUUUCAGAACAGACUACAUUCAUUCUCGAUGAUACAUGCAUUAAAAAUGUAUUAUAUAUAAAAAAAUAUAUAUACAAUAUUUCAUACAGUAUUUUGUUCUGGUAAGGCUGUGUAGAGUAUUUAAAUAAAUUGUAAAUGUUUCAUGACUCUUCUUGGCAAAUGCCAAAAAUGAACAUACUAACUUAAUUUUGUGCAUGUUAUGGCAUAGUUGUAUCUUUUCUAUUUGAGAAUGAGUAAGAGAUGGUUGUAACUGUGCAGUGUAAUAAAGUUUAAUGAACUUUUUUAAA
Lepisosteus oculatus (spotted gar) is the source of this 6260-nucleotide messenger RNA. RefSeq names its product opioid binding protein/cell adhesion molecule-like (gene opcml). NCBI's taxonomy places the organism in Eukaryota, Metazoa, Chordata, Actinopteri, Semionotiformes, Lepisosteidae. The record is from RefSeq and is a predicted model, not a curated record.